CGUGUGUGUGUGUUCGAUUGAUUUUUGUUGUUUUGUUUUCGAGAUAAUCAUAAUAUCAUCGACUAAUACAAUGGAUAUUUUUUCAUUAAAUUCCAAUAACAAUGUAGCAUCAUUGAAACAAGUUCCACUUACAUGUAAUGGUCAUACUAGGCCGAUUGUUUAUCUACAUUUUAGUUCGAUUACUGAGAAUGGUUUCUAUUUGAUUUCAGCUUCAAAAGAUGGUAAACCGAUGCUUAGAAAAGGUGAUACCGGUGAUUGGAUCGGUACAUUUGAAGGACAUAAAGGAGCCGUUUGGGGUGUUGUUUUAAAUAGUGAUGCUUCAUUAGCAGCUACUGGUUCGGCUGAUUUUACAGCCAAAAUUUGGAAUACAACACAAGGUGAUGAAGUAUUUUCAUUACCACAUAAACAUAUUGUUAAAAGUGUUGAUUUUAGUUCAGAUGAUAAUCAAUUACUUACAUCAAGUAAUGAUAAAAUUAUUCGAUUAUUUGAUUUAAAUAAUAUUAAUUCGGAUCCACAGAAUUUUAUCGGUCAUGAUGAUAACAUACGACAGGCAUUAUUUUCCAAUAUCGAAGGUACACAAUUUGUAAGCUGUGCUGAUGAUAAAACAAUACGUUUUUGGGAUAAACGUUCAACAAAAGAAUGUUUUAAAUUAACAUUUGAUCAAAAACCAAAUGGAAUUGAAGUGACUAAUGAUAAAUCAAUAUUAUCAAUUUGUUAUGAUCAAAAUGUUAUAUUUUUUGAUCUAUCGAGAAUGGUACAGAUAAAAAAAUUUCAAGCACCAACAGUAAUUGAAACAUCAUCAUUACAUCCAGAUAAAAAUGUUUUUGUUUGUGGUGGUUUGGAUUUUCUCAUUUAUAAAUGUGAUUAUAAUCGUUGUGAAACAAUUGAUUCUUAUUCUGGACAUUUUGGUGCCGUACAUUGUUUACGAUAUUCACCGGAUGGUGAAUUAUAUGCAAGUGGUAGUGAAGAUGGUACAUUACGUUUAUGGCAAAAUACAAUUGGAAAAACUUAUGGCCUAUGGAAAUAUGUUGAUAGUAAUGAAACGGAAUAAACCAGCAAACCGCAAAAAGAUCAAUUGGCUUUCAAU
This is a messenger RNA of Dermatophagoides pteronyssinus (European house dust mite), 1087 nucleotides long. RefSeq names its product serine-threonine kinase receptor-associated protein wmd (gene wmd). Gene Ontology annotation, cellular component: SMN complex. Gene Ontology annotation, biological process: spliceosomal snRNP assembly. Lineage: Eukaryota; Metazoa; Arthropoda; Arachnida; Sarcoptiformes; Pyroglyphidae. The record is from RefSeq and is a predicted model, not a curated record. Gene Ontology annotation, molecular function: RNA binding; protein binding.